UGCAUCUACUCGAUAGUACUCGAUGGUCGACAUUUGGUCAUUUCAAUUUCUUUGUUUCUCGUUGUAAAGUGUUUAUAGAAAUUGUAAGAUGUUUCUUGCAUUUUGGCACACAUCAAUAACAUAUAGAAUAUUUAUUAUAAAAUUUAAAUAGUAGAUUGCACAUUGAAUGUGGAUUCAAAAUUUUGUGGUUAGGUUCUCUUUUGUUAUUACGUAUACGGUACGAUGUAUUUGAAAUAUAUCCAUUAAAUGAACAUUAAAAGAUAACUAAACGAAGCGUGGCAAUAUAAUUCAAGCAUUAAAUUAAUAGGAAUUAAUUACAGAACUGGUAAUUAGAUUUAUGUAAAACGACAAAAUAAUCUUUUGAUUUUAUUCGUGUAGGUACUUAGUGGACAAUUAAUUGUGUACCUGUGAUUAAUUUUUGAUUGGAAAUCUAGUUAAAGUUAUGUGUAGUUUUAUCAAAAAGUUAGUUUUUAAAAAUAGACUUUAAGUAUUUUAACACAUCAUAGAAAUGCAAACUCAAAAUUCAAUUUGCUGUUCUAUUCGAAUAACUUUUAUCACCCAGCUUUGUAUCAGAUAGAACAGAUAGAAGCUAACAAAUAAAUAACACAAUGGAUUUUCUACCAUUGUAUCAAAUAUAAAGUUUAGAAGAAGAUGAAUGAAAAAAGUAUUUAUUCAAUUGUAUAUAAUUUCUUUGAAAAAAGAAAUGGUAAAGUUAUUUUUUGAAUAGUAUUUGAGUAAUUAAUGUAAAAACAUCAAAAAUGGCAUCUGCUGAGAUUGAUGAUUUAUUGUCUGGUCCAUUGGUAACUUGGUUUGCCAGUUGCCUAGAGGAUUCUAAUUUAUUAACUAGUUAUGACGAUUUGGUGGAUGGUAUAUUGUUACAUAAUGUAUUUUUGCAAAUAGAUCCAGAACCAUUACACAAUGAAGUAAUAUCUCCAGAUGGAAGUUCAUUAAUUCGUGCAAAGAAUUUAAAAAUCAUAGUAGAUAAUAUGAAACAGCUUUACGAAGAAGAAUUAGGUCAUUUAGUUUUAAAGUUACCAGAUACAAUGCAUUUAGGCAAAGAACCAGAACUCUAUGUCGCGGAAAUGAAGUUAUUAUUGCUAUUACUUCUUGGUUGUGCUGUACAGUGUCCUAAUAAAGAAAAAUUUAUUACAAAAAUAAAAACGUUAAACGUCGAUACGCAACUCGCAAUAGUGGAAUGUAUUAAACAAGUCACAGAUCAUCAAGAUAUAGUUAUUACCCAAGAUGCAAUGGAAAAUGUAAAUAUGGGAAGUUUAUUUAUGCAAAUAAAGAAUUUGACCCAAGAAUUGGAUCUAUAUCGUCAGAGGUGGCGAGACACGGCUAUAAAUGAAAGCGUUGAGAGGAAUGAUUCGUCUAUUAGUGUGGAAACAGAAGAAAUGAAUAAAGUUCAGUUGUCUAAUCCUGUUAACAAGUCAGAACGCGAAGAUAAUCAUCAUUAUGCGGUCGAAUUGGCAGAUUGGAAAUCUAGAGUUAGAAAACAACGUCAAGAAUUGGAAGAGAAAGCCGAAGCAUUGUUAGAGUGUAAAGAAGAACUGGAAUAUCAUAAAAUGUUAGUGACUAAACUGAAGCAAGAGAAUCAGGAUUUGAUGCACGAAGCACGCACAGCAAAAUCUUAUAGAGACGAAUUAGAUGCUGUCAUUGAAAGAGCGGAUCGUGCUGAUCGUUUAGAACUGGAAGUAGUGAGAUAUAAAGAGAAACUGACAGAUAUAGAAUUUUAUAAAACUCGCAUAGAGGAACUACGCGAGGAUAACAGAGUCUUGAUGGAAACUAGAGAAAUGCUUGAAGAUCAAUUGAAUUCAUCGCGAAGAAGGGCGGAUAAAGUGUUAGAGCUCGAGUCUGAAAUUAUUAAAUACAAGCAGUUAUUGAAUGACAUGGCAUUGGAACGUGCAGCAGACAAAGAAAAAUACCAAGAACUCGUCGAAGAAAAUAUUCAAUUACACAAGUUAACAAAAGCAACCGCGAACGAAGCUGCAUUAGCAGAUUCUGUAAGUGAUUCCGAUGAGCCAGUGCAUGCCGAUAAUAGAUUGUUUGAGCAAUUGACGAAUAAUGCCCAAACGCGAGCAUUAAAAUUAGAGUUAGAAAACCGUAAAUUACUGACUGAAAUAGAUUCCUUGAGAGAAAACUCGUUUCAUGAGAAUUCGUCUCGGGUGUUGGAAUUAGAAAAAGAAAAAAAGAAACUGUCGUUAAAAAUCGAAUCGUUGAAUGACAAUACUGAAAGGCUUACACAACAAAAUUCAGAUCUAGAAUUAAUAUGGAAACUAGCGGUCGAAGAGAAUAAGAAAUUACAGAACUCGUUAAAAAAUCAAAGAGCAUCGUCUGAAAAACAACAACAAGAGUUUCAAGCUCAACAUACAAAGAUGGUAGAAUUGGAAAAAAGUUACGAUACGGCAGUGAAAGAAAAACAACGAGUUCAGUCUUUGCUAGAAAGCGUGCAAAGACGAGCAGAUGAUUUAGAACGUUCUUUGGAACUUGCGAAUCAAAAAGUUGAAGAAUUAAAAAUUGUAGAAGACAAUAUAAAAGAAAUGAACAUCAAAUGUCUUGAUCUUGGUACAAAACUUGUGGCAGUGGAAAAAGAAAAAGAUACAGCACAACGCGAUAUUCAUCGAUAUCGGGAGACGAUAGAAGAAAAAGAUGUUGCAUUGGAUAAGGCAAUGAAUAGCAUCGAAGUUUUAGAGAGAAAAGUAACCCAACUUGAACAAGAACUUCAUGACUCUGUUACACAAAUUUCGAGAUUGCAGGAAAUCGAAAGAUCUAGCAAAGAAUUGGAUUCACGGGCGGCUAUUGAUAGAGAGACAUUGGAAAUUUUGCAGUCUAAUUUAGUAGCUGAAAAAUUGAAUACUCAACAAUUAUAUACGGUUCUGCAGAAACUUGGUCUCGGUGAUAAUAUGUUAUCGCUUCCGUUAGAUAAUCUCUUGAAAAAGAUUGCAGAAAUUCCAGAAGUCAUCAAUUAUAUCAGGGAAUCGAAUAAUUCGUGUCGCUGUGAAAAGUUAGUGUCUGAAUCGAAAAAUUCUGAAAACAAUGAAACUACUAAUAUUCAUAGUACAUUAGAGGCAACGGUAGAAUCGCUCAAGAAGGAACAGGAGCAUUUGCAGUUGAAAUUAGUUACCGCACAAACAGCAUCAGAAAAUCUUCUGUCUGAAAAUGCAAAACAUCAAGUACAGAUUACAACGUUACAGUCACAAAACAAUUCCUUGGCAGCUCAACAUACUGCUUUGCAACUUGCAAAUUCACAACUUGUUGCUGAGAAAGAAGAGUUACUAAAAGAACGCAAUGUUCAACAACAAACGCACGCGCAACUUCUUCACGAUCAAGACACUCUACAAUCUUUACACGAGCAAUUGAAUAACGAGUAUGAAUGUUUAUUUCACGAACACGAUGCUCUUAAAUCAAAUCUACGAGAUGUAAAAAAUGAAAUUAGAAUGUUACGCGAGUCUUACGAAGGAUUAAAAGGAAAAAAUAAGGCAAUGCAAAUAGAAAAGGAAUCGUUAGUGAACAAUGCGAAAAGUUUAAAUAAUUUAAGAGGAGAGCAUUCAAAAUUAAAGGAUGACUUUAGAAAUUUGUAUACUGCCACAGAAAAAUUAAAAAUAGAGUACAGAAAUUUGCAGGAAGAUUACAGAAAAAAUAAAGUUGAAACAAACCGACUGAGUCUUAAGCUUACAGAAAUGCAAGGUGAACUUAGUACUAAGGACGAAAGAUCCUCCAAUUUGGAGCUUCAAGUUAAUAAACUGAAUCAAAGAUGCGAAAUGUUACUUCAUGUAAAUUCCGGGUUAGAUAACGACAGACGUUCGUUAAUGGACCACAUUAGUUUAUUGUUUACUCAAUAUCAUGAACUUUUGACUCGAUCUCUUGAAGAUAAAGAACAGUAUCACAUGGAAGAGAAAAUGUACACGGAUAGAAUGAAUCAUUUGUGUAGACAAAAAGAGAAAUUAGAAGAUAAGAUUAUGGAACAUUACAGAAAAUUAGAAAGUUGUACUCCCAAAAAGAAAGGAUUUGGAGCCAAUUUAGUCAGACGAGUUAGGAAAGCUGGAUCUGAACUUCUGAAUAAGAAUCGGCGUUCUUGGGCAGAAGAUUCGAAACAUUCGGAAGGAAAGACGUAUGAAUCGGAAUCUGGAGGAAACGAUUCGGACGCUAGUACAGAAGAUCGUUUACCAGGAUCUACUAGUAGAGACCUAGGUUCUGAUGCAUUGUCUCUUGGUCAUCCAGGAACUAGAAGGACAGUGUAUUAUACUGACGAUUCUCCGCCACCGUCAACUACUUUACCAGAAGAGGGGGACGAUAGACGUUCAGUGUUAUUGGAACAAAAUCCAAGACCCGAAGUACAAGCAGAACCACGUCCGGUUCUCAUAUAUAAUAAAGUAUCGGCGGUUAUAAAUGAAUCAAAGAAUAUUAACAAUAGUGGAAUAAAAGAUGUAGAACAAACAGAAACAAUUAUGGAACCUCCAAUGGAGAAAGAUCCAAAAGCAGGCAGUCCUGUAUGGUAUGAAUAUGGUUGUGUAUAAAAAAAAACAAUUAAGAAAAUUUUUUUUAGAUUUUAAAGCAGGCAGUUCAGCAUAGUAUCAAUAUGGUUGUGUAUAAUUCUAGAUUACAUUUGUUCAUUCGCAUACUUACCACAAAGAAGCGCUUUUUUACUGUUAUUGUAAUAUUAUAAUUCAAUUUUUGUAUCAUAAUAUUUUAUAAAAAAUUCGCGUAGAAAUUGAACGUUUCGAAAGGCUAUAAUAGUAAUUUUAAUCGAAUAAGUACCAGUUCCUAGAUGGCUUUUACGUCAACAAUAUACAUUGCCGAUGUUAUUUUCAAAUUUAAUAUUUAUUUCAAAUUCAGUAUUUUAAACGAAUUGACCGAGGUGCAUUUAUAAGCAGUUUGUGAACGAGCAUGAAACGAAACGAAUCAUUUUUUUUCCCCCCCUUUUUUUUUUAUAACUAUUAUAUAUUGUACUAAGAAUAAGUUAUAAGUGUUCGUGGAUAUUGCCGGUAUUUAAUUAAUUUUUCAUAAACUGUUCAAACAAUGUAGUAUCGAAUUUUUUCUUCGAUUUUAGCAAAUACGCGCGCGAAAAGAGAGAGAGAGAGAGAGAUUUUUUUAGUUUUCUCACCAUGUCAAAUUUGUAUGAUUUCCCAUUAUUAUAGCUGUUGAAUGUGCAAUACUAAUCCUUUGCGGACGGAGAUUUUGAAGCACAAACAUAAACUGGAUUGUGAGAUAAAUACUAGUAAAUUAUCGCACACUAAUUUAAUGAAUUAUUGCAUACGGAUUAAUGAAAUUCGUAAUCCGUAUGAAAGUAUGUUAUUCGCUAUAGCUUGUCUUAUAUAUAAUCCGUCCAAAAAGUUACACUAUUUUUUUUGCAAUAAAGAAACACUUUCGGUUAGGUUUGUUAACGAAAAGUUGUCUUUUUAAAAUGACCGGCAAUUCAGCUAUUUAAAAAUAAUAUUAUUCUUUUUAACUACAGACUAAAAUUGUUAUACAUUAAAAUAGAAUUAUAAAUUCACGGGAAUUUAUUGAUAGUCAUAAAAUUCUUAAACAUAGUAAUUUGUGUGAGCGCCCGACGUUUACUAUAUCUUCUAUACAUUAAGACUGCGUGUUGUUUCGAAUUCGUGUGGCAUUUAAGAGUGACUGAUUCAGCGAUGUACCUUGAAAAGGUCUCACGCGUUUCAUCGUUGGGGGAAUGCAUACCUCACGAUUUUUUAUUUUCCUACGGUCGGGAGAAGAAGGUUCUGACCAAAAAAACUGUCCACCGUCUGCCCGAACCCCUUCCGAAUUAUUUCUCAGGCUUCAGAAAUUUGCAUACAAGUAUCUGAGGAAUUAUGUCGCUACUCCACGGGUAAAAUGUUAGCAUUUCUUCAAUCGUUCGUAUUGUUAUUUAUAAGUUGCUUAUAAAUAGAGUAAGAUAUUAAAUACAAAUAGAACAUAUCCUUAUAUUUAUUUAGACGAAUUUUACCAAUAAAAAAGAAACAAAACGCGAUUCAACUUUACCGUAGAAGUAUCGUAAUUAUGAAAAUGAUAAUUUAACACUUUAUUAUAUGUAUG
Colletes gigas is the source of this 6033-nucleotide messenger RNA. RefSeq names its product girdin (gene Girdin). The record is from RefSeq and is a predicted model, not a curated record. The coding region runs from base 759 to 4517 and encodes 1252 amino acids. Gene Ontology annotation, molecular function: microtubule binding; dynein light intermediate chain binding. The transcript has 23 exons. NCBI's taxonomy places the organism in Eukaryota, Metazoa, Arthropoda, Insecta, Hymenoptera, Colletidae. Gene Ontology annotation, biological process: cytoplasmic microtubule organization; cytoskeleton-dependent intracellular transport. Gene Ontology annotation, cellular component: cytoplasm; centrosome.